This is a messenger RNA of Apiotrichum porosum, 306 nucleotides long. RefSeq lists its product as uncharacterized. Lineage: Eukaryota; Fungi; Basidiomycota; Tremellomycetes; Trichosporonales; Trichosporonaceae. The record is from RefSeq and is a predicted model, not a curated record. The coding region runs from base 1 to 306 and encodes 101 amino acids. The transcript has a single exon.
AUGACGUGCACCUUGAUAAAGGCCCGCUCCAUCGCCGGAGCCGACGAUGACCAGGACGAGGAUGGUGACGAGGACCAGGAAGAUGAUGACGAGAACGAGGACCAAGGCGGCAUGGACGUGAACGACACGAUCGAGGACAGCGACUGUCCCCACGGCGAGGUCGCAAAUGUCAUUCCUCGCCGCCGCGCCAUGGACAGCGAUGACUACGACGAUGUCCCCUCGAUCGAGAUCCGAUUCAAGCGUGUUGGCAAGAAGCGCCGCAUAAUUAGGAGUGAUGAGGAGGAGGAUGGCCUCUCAUACAUGUAA